CCCCCUUUGCUCCCUUCGUGGUCCGGACGCUCGCUCGGGGGCCGGGGCUGAGACCCCCGCUUCACUGGGACCCCCGCCUUCGCUCAGCUCUCGCUCGGGACCAUGACCUCUGAGGUGGCGCGGCACCUGCUCUAUCAGUCUCACAUGCCAACAAAAACAACUUGUCUGUCCUCACAAGUAUCUGAUGAUGAACAGAAACAAAAAAAAGAAAAUAUUCGUUCUUUAACUAUGUCUGGCCAUGUUGGUUUUGAGAGUUUGCCUGAUCAGCUGGUCAAUAGAUCCAUUCAGCAAGGCUUCUGUUUUAAUAUUCUCUGUGUGGGGGAGACUGGAAUUGGAAAAUCAACGCUGAUUGACACAUUGUUUAACACUAAUUUUGAAGACCAUGGAUCCUCACAUUUUUACCCACAUGUUAGACUUAAAGCCCAGACAUAUGAACUCCAUGAAAGUAAUGUUCGAUUGAAAUUGACCAUUGUGAAUACAGUAGGAUUUGGUGACCAAAUAAACAAAGAAGAGAGCUACCAACCGAUAGUUGACUACAUAGAUGCUCAGUUUGAGGCCUAUCUCCAAGAGGAGCUGAAGAUCAAGCGCUCUCUCUUUAACUACCACGAUUCUCGCAUCCAUGUGUGCCUCUACUUCAUCUCCCCUACAGGUCACUCUCUGAAGACACUGGAUCUCUUAACAAUGAAGAGCCUUGACAGCAAGGUGAACAUUAUACCAGUGAUUGCCAAAGCAGAUGCAAUUUCUAAAGCUGAAUUACAGAAGUUUAAGAUCAAGCUCAUGAGUGAAUUGGUUAGCAACGGUGUUCAGAUAUAUCAGUUUCCAACAGACGAUGAAACUAUUGCUAAAAUCAAUGCUUCAAUGAAUGGACAUUUGCCGUUUGCUGUUGUAGGAAGUAUGGAUGAGGUAAAAGUUGGAAAUAAGAUGGUCAAAGCUCGCCAGUACCCUUGGGGUGUUGUACAAGUGGAAAAUGAAAAUCACUGUGACUUUGUAAAGCUCCGGGAAAUGCUCAUUUGUACAAACAUGGAAGAUCUGCGAGAACAGACCCACACUAGGCAUUAUGAACUUUACAGGCGUUGCAAACUGGAAGAAAUGGGCUUUACAGAUGUGAGCCCAGAGAAUAAGCCACUCAGGUAACAGGGGAUUUCUGUGAGAAGCCAACCAAAGAGGAAGUUAGAGAGGAUUGUACCUUGUUAUAUAUCCAGGAUGUUGGAGAAUGUGGUUUUCAGAAAUCUGGCAAACCAUGAAGUAGAAUCAUUUGCUUAUGAUUAAUUAUUGUGCUUCUCAGAUCACUUGAGGCCUUCUUGCUUUUGAAGGGUCUCUAAUACCUCAUCUGACUCAAAGAGUUUAAGAAAGAACAUAAUGGGGCGCCUGGGUGGCUCAGUUGUUAAGCAUCUGCCUUCGGCUUA
Messenger RNA from Leptonychotes weddellii (Weddell seal), 1406 nucleotides. The record is from RefSeq and is a predicted model, not a curated record. NCBI's taxonomy places the organism in Eukaryota, Metazoa, Chordata, Mammalia, Carnivora, Phocidae.